UUAACUUUCUGUAACCUGCUUCACGGGGGCAACGGGAGGACGCCAUCGAAAAGUUUGCCUUUUGCCACCAACAGUAUCCGUGAGGGAUAAUAGCACACGGAUCCCAGCCAAAAAGAUCAGUUUUUUGGGCAUCAAUGGCGGAUGCACACAACUGCUCUGAGCCGGAGAGCAGCGCCCACUCGAUGUCUUCUUCCGUAUCCUCCAUCACCACCUCCUCGUCCCCGUCUCCGGUGCUUUCGGCUACGGAUGCAUUGAACCAGACGACGGCCACCUCUGCCGCGGCGAGGAAGACCGGAGGGGGCACGAAGCGGGCGCGGGACGGGAGUCAGCAACCGGCGUACCGCGGCGUCCGGAUGCGGAGCUGGGGGAAGUGGGUGUCGGAGAUCCGGGAGCCGCGCAAGAAGUCGCGCAUCUGGCUGGGCACGUUCCCGACGCCGGAGAUGGCAGCGCGGGCGCACGACGUGGCCGCUCUCAACAUCAAAGGAACCGCCGCGGUCCUCAACUUCCCGGAGCUCGCCGCCUCCCUUCCCCGCCCAACCACUCUCUCCCCGCGCGACGUCCAGGCCGCCGCCGCCAUGGCCGCCGCCAUGGACCCGGCCCCAACUCCAGCGGCGCCCGAGGAUGAUGAUCCGGACACUUCCGACGAGCUCGGGGAGAUAGUGGAGCUACCGCGUCUUGACGGGUGCCUCCUCGACUCAGCCCAUUCAAGGGGCGAGUUCGUGUUCCACGACGCGGCCUACUCGUGGUCCCCGUGGGUGGAGACCGAGUUGUGUCUCGAGCCCGACCAGAUGUGGCCGCCAUUGGAUCCCACCGGCUUCGAAGCUCUUCUCUGGGACUAUUAAGCCUCAAUCAUACUCUCUCUCUCUCUCUAGUCACUAAUGCCCUCUAAUUUUGUAUUGGGCUGAAGAGCUUUUCUUCCUCCUUUCCUUCCUUUCUCUCUCUCUCUCUCUCUCCAGUCAAUCUUGUCUCUUCCUUGUGUGUGUUUUCCUGAGUUUUUUGUGGGUAAAAUCGAUCUGUACAGUGCUCUUGAAAACGAGUGUAGAAAAACAAAAAUGCUGUCA
Musa acuminata AAA Group (dessert banana) is the source of this 1061-nucleotide messenger RNA. RefSeq names its product ethylene-responsive transcription factor ERF039-like. The coding region runs from base 135 to 842 and encodes 235 amino acids. Gene Ontology annotation, molecular function: DNA binding; DNA-binding transcription factor activity. The record is from RefSeq and is a predicted model, not a curated record. The transcript has a single exon. Lineage: Eukaryota; Viridiplantae; Streptophyta; Magnoliopsida; Zingiberales; Musaceae. Gene Ontology annotation, biological process: regulation of DNA-templated transcription.